GUGAAAAGGAGGUUCUUGAGAACUUAAAGAAUUUGCUGGGAACGAAUAUUCCAUUAGCGCCACCACCGCCGCAGUUUCGACAUUGAAACGUUUCAAUCAGCCAGAGAGAGACUGCUUUCGCAGCCAGCUUGAGGUAGUCGCAGCAUCAAAUUGGACGAGCAGUAAGAAAUAGAAAGGAGACUAAAUUGGGAACACUGAUCUUGUAUCGUUACCACCAUCACCGCACGCGUCGCCACCGUCCAUGUCGUUCAAGAAUCUCGCGCUUUACCCUGCUAAUCCCACUACCAGUCGUGGCGUCUCUACGAAGCUCAGUUCAAGCAAAGGAAAGGUUGUGUAUGCCAAUGGCCGGGCCGUCAUCAUACGCGAUUUGAACAAUCCAGGCCUGUCUGUUGCAUACGCAGGUCAUGUCCAGAAUACUACGGUUGCUCGUAUAUCGCCAUCGGGAUACUACUGCGCGUCUGCGGAUGCAGCGGGAACGGUCAGAGUUUGGGAUACCGUUGGUGAAGACCAGACCCUGAAAGGAGAGUACAAAGUCAUUUCUGGGCGCAUAAAUGAUCUAGAAUGGGAUGGAGAAAGCAAGCGAAUUAUUGCAGUUGGAGAUGGAAGAGAGAAAUUCGGGCAUGCCUUCAUGAUGGAUACUGGAUCGUCUACAGGAGAGAUUAUCGGUCAUUCCAAGGCCAUCAAUGCUGUUGCCAUCCGGCACCAACGACCGUUUAGAGCUGCUACUGCUGCGGACGACAAUCUCAUUGUAUUCCAUCAAGGAGCUCCGUACAAGUACGACAAGACCAUCAAAACGCAUACCAAGUUCGUCCAAGAUGUCAGAUAUGCUCCAUCUGGAGACCACUUUGCUAGCGUCGGAUCAGACGCCAAGAUUUUCAUCUACGACGGCAAAACAGGAGAGACCUCGAACGAAUUUACUGAUAGCCCCCAUAAAGGAACCAUCAUGGCUUGUUCAUGGGGUGCCGAUAGCAAGUCCCUUGUCACCUCAUCUGCCGAUUGCACUGUCAAAUUGUGGGACGUUGAAACGCGUAAAUCUGUUACAACAUGGACUGUUGGUUCCGGUGUCGACAACCAACAGGUCGGAAAUACGUGGAGCACCGAGACAGGGAUUGUCUCGCUGUCGCUCGGGGGAGAUCUCAAUGUCUUCGAUCCAAGAGUUGGCGACAAGUCAACGAAAACUAUAACAGCACCGCAGAAGGCUAUCACGGCGAUAUCUCCCUCCUCAGCUGGAACGUUCCUCGCAGGUUCGGCAGAUGGACACGUCUUGUCGUACUCAAUAGCAUCUGCGGAAUCUAUCCCAUUGAAGGGUGAAGGGCAUUCUAACUUUGUUACUGCACUGGCUACCUCCUCGGCUGACGGGAAAGUGUUCUCUGUCGGGUUUGACGAUAGAGUACGCGAGAUAGCUAGCGAUGGCAAAAAGUUCACGCCGACUUCGUUGUCAACAGCAUCACAGCCGAAGGGAAUAGCGGUCGCAGAAGAUUCAUCAGUCUUCGUGGCUGAAGUUAACACCGUCGAGGUUAUCCGCUCUAACCAGAAAGUGUUUGAGAUAACGCCGAAGUCGGCGCCAACUGCUGUGGCGGCGUCGGGCAACCUCGUUGCUGUUGGAGGAGAGCAAAAGGUUGUAUUAUAUGAAUGGGACGGGAGGAGCUUAAAGGAAGGAGGUCUGUUGGAAGGAAAUAAGGGAGUGAUAAGUGCUCUUAGUUUUUCGCUUGACGGUAAAUACCUAGCUUCCGGCGAUUCUUCUGGCAGAAUUGCCUUGUUCAAUGUGACGGAAAAGAAGUUGCUGACCUCCCGAUGGUCCUUCCACUCCGCUCGAGUCAACUCGCUUUCAUGGACUGCUGAUUCCAAACAUUGCGCGUCUGGCUCUUUGGAUACUCAUGUGUAUAUCUGGAGUGUCGAGAAGCCGAUGAAGAACAUUGCUCUGAAGAAUGUAGGGCCUGGAGGUGUCAGUGCUGUUCUUUGGGUCGAGAGUGGAGAUGGAAAGAUUGGAAAGCUGGUCAGUGCUGGUGCGGAUGCGUGUGUUCGGGUAUGGGAAAUCAAGUUCCAUGUGUAACAAAGGUAAAUGAAAAGGAAAUGAGCAACGUUGUACAAGGAGCAUUCAUCAACUAAUGUAGGAUUAUUUACCCAGAAAGUUUGUAUACGGGAUCUUGCAAAUAUCAACUCUGACUUCGUAAUUAGGAG
This is a messenger RNA of Desarmillaria tabescens, 2181 nucleotides long. Its product is annotated as WD40 repeat-like protein. Gene Ontology annotation, cellular component: cortical actin cytoskeleton. Gene Ontology annotation, biological process: actin filament depolymerization. Bases 242 to 2053 code for a protein of 603 amino acids. The transcript is spliced from 15 exons. Gene Ontology annotation, molecular function: actin filament binding. The record is from RefSeq and is a predicted model, not a curated record. Lineage: Eukaryota; Fungi; Basidiomycota; Agaricomycetes; Agaricales; Physalacriaceae.